CGAAAGUGGUACAAAGUUGAUUACGCUAGAGUUCAAUUAGGGAUAAAGUAGCAUUAUACAGUCUGUUGUAGUAACGCCGAGGUAACUUCUGAUUACGUAAGCCCAGUGCACUGAUACUAGGUCAGAUAACUGGUCGCGGGCAGAGCCAAUCGUUGUGCCUCGAAAGACCGUCCCGACGGCAUGUAAAAUGAUUCCGAGGGUAUUGCUACAGCUUGUACGGUCUCCCACCUCCAAUUGCCCCGACUUUUGACCUCAUCCACAUCAACGACACCUUGGCUAUACGUUUUGUAUUACAUAAGACAGAUAAUCCAGAACAGCGGCAAACCUCGACGUCGUGACCUCGUAGCUACCAACUUCAUGGCAUCUCGCGACGUUCCAAGGCCCAGGUUCAUUAUGACGUGUUGAUAUUUUGUUGGCAGUCGUCGCGACGUUGCCUAAAGUACUGACUUCACUCGGAGCAAAAGAAUAGAGGGCAAAUAAAGAAAGAAAAAGGAAGCAUCGAUCUGUUCAACGAAUACCAGUUACUUGUUGGAGACCUUAGUCUCGCUGGCGGCAUCUUCCUCGAUUUCGUAAUAAUUAUCAGCAGUGACACUGGCAGUGAACGUCUGUAAAUGAAUACUACUAAGUGAUAGUGACAUACUGUGAAUUGUUGACUGAUAAGGUAUUAUCAAGCACGCUCCAGGCUUACGGAUCUAAUCGGACUAGGUUAUCGAAAGGAAAUAUUCGGUGAGCGAGAAACUCAUUUAAUACUGUAAGGUAGUCGCGGAUUGUGGUUCUGGUGGGAAAGUUCCUUUUGGUCUCUUACGUAAGGAAGGUGUCAAAUGAAGUAGAAGUUGUUAAGUGGGCGUAAGUGGCAGAUCGCACAGAGAGACGCACUGAGCUAAACCAGAAUUUUCUGCAGGGCAGAGGAGCUCUAGUGACUUGAAGUUGAUUAAUUCGUCGUGAUUGGUAAUUAUGGAAUCUCUGCAGUCUAAUAAAAUCGUAUUUGUUUUAACGUGUGGCGUGGCCGUUGCGCUCGGUGUGGCUGUUUGGAUUAGUAAGAAAAAUUCGAGACAGUCGGAAAAUUCUGCCAGUAAACAGAAGCCUGAGCUUUCAGCUAGAAAUAGGGAGGAUAACGGACAUUGUAAAACCGAUAAAAGUAACUCGAAUUCUGUGCAGAAGAACAAAUCACAAGUAUCGGAUGUAGGUUCGAAGAAGAAUGUUGAAGCGGUGAAUGAGUUUGAAGAGGUCAAGAAGGACGGAUAUAUUAAAAAUGUUGAAACGGAAAUGGACAUGGCGUUGACUGACGAGGAGCAAGCUAUAGACGAAUUGCCAGAUCCAAAAUGGCUGAAGGUUGGGAAGAUCAAAGAGAUUUUUUAUUAUCCGUUAAAGUCAGGACGCGGCAAGGACGUGAAGCAGUGCCACUUCACUGAAUAUGGAAUCAGUGUUACGGAUACUCCAGGAAAUGUCGUCCUUAGAGACAGAAUGUUCCUGGUAUAUAACGAGGAGACAGGACAAUUUCGCACUGGCAGAAAUUUUCCUACCCUGGUCCUGGUGACUCUGAGCGCUGUUGAUGAUUCUCAUGUGAAACUGGAAGCCGUCGGGAUGCCAGCACUGAUCUUCAGCAUCCCGAAGGAAGGUCAGCCCGUUAAUGGGAACACUUCAUCAACAGUCGAAUGCAAAAUGUGGUGGGGAGAACCUCUGAAGUGCAUCGAUUGCGGGAACGAAGCUUCCAAAUGGAUAUCGAGAUUCUUAAUCGGGACAAAUUCUGGCCUCCGGAUCGGGUACGCGUGUCCAGGCACUAGGCGCAUCCUUGAAGGACCCUGGAAACGCUUCGCCGAGGUCUACAACACCCUUAGGAACGAAGACACGGGCCUCUUCUCAGACCUGGCUAGUUACAUGCUCAUGACUGAGUCCUCGGUGAAUGUUCUCAAUAAAAAACUGGACAGACCUGUACCUGCUCUACAGUUUCGUCCAAACAUAGUGGUCGAGGGUCCAGAGGCAUUCGCCGAAGACAACUGGGAAUGGAUCAAAAUCGGUUCCCAAGUCGUUAUCAGAAACGUCAAACCCUGUCCAAGAUGUACCAUGAUACGUAUAGACCCUUCCACGGGUAUUAUGGACAAAGAUGAACCCCUCAAGACAUUAAGAUCAUUUCGAAGUCAGAAGGAUUCGGCACGUAUAGCAGUAGACGGUAAAGCACCAACCAUGGGGAUAAACUGUGGCCUCUACAAGACAGGAAGUGUCCAGGUUGGCGACGAUGUUUACGUCCACAUUCAAUCUGAAAAGGCAGUCCAGGACACAUCCGCUGAAAAAUAAUAGAGCUCAGGAUUCUUAUAAUGGUCAACAAUAUCAGUGGCAGCUCUUAAUGACUUGCUACGCGUUAGUCAAAGCAGUGUACAGUUACUAAAAUAAUAUAGAUACUGUACUUAAAUGUAAAUAAAAUUCCUUACUGUUUA
Cephus cinctus (wheat stem sawfly) is the source of this 2435-nucleotide messenger RNA. Its product is annotated as mitochondrial amidoxime-reducing component 1. The transcript has 6 exons. Gene Ontology annotation, molecular function: pyridoxal phosphate binding; catalytic activity; molybdenum ion binding. Lineage: Eukaryota; Metazoa; Arthropoda; Insecta; Hymenoptera; Cephidae. The record is from RefSeq and is a predicted model, not a curated record. The coding region runs from base 955 to 2295 and encodes 446 amino acids.